UCCUCUCAGAGCAUCCUCCUCCUCCUCAUGACUCAGGCUUUACUUUUACUCCGACAUGCUGUCCUGUGCUGCUAUGGACUCAGAUGAGAAGGCUACUUCGCGCAUUGAUGUUGCCUAAGUUUUUAUCGCUGAAAUUAUUCGCUUGAACUUGAUUUUCAAACGAAAACAGGAGGCAUUUUCCCUUGACUGGUGUGGAUGCUCGCAUGAGACUCCUGGAAAAAAGAACCAUCUCACCUGGGAUCGAAGUAAGAAACUAAUCUCUAAUACAAGGCAACAAACCAGUCAUGCUCGGCGCUGAAGGGGAGAGCAGCAGCUUCUCCUCUAAGGAGGCAGCCGGGGACAGGCGCAAGUCUCCGGCUGUAGAGGCGGAGGACCCGGCGGCUGGCAGCAGAUACACAGAGCACGGGAUGGGUGCAGACCGUUCAUACUACCUCCAUUCUACUGUUUCUAAACAAAGUCCAGAAACACCGAGUCCCUGCUCUUUUAUCCCUUACACCCCCAGUGGGACGGUGUACACCCCGUCCAGCGCCACCAGGUACCCCUCAUCUCUCCACCUGGGCUCCGUGCUGCCUCCCGCGGGGUUUCCCCCCUCCUCCGGCCGCAGUCACUUCAGCCCGGCUUACCAGCUCGGGCAGAGCCCCGGCUGCCUCUACCCGCCCUACGCCAGCUCCGGCUCGGCUCUGAGCAACCUGAAUCUACCCACCACAGGCCCGGGGAUGAGGGCCCAGGUUUACCUCUGCAACCGGCCGCUGUGGCUCAAGUUCCACCGGCACCAGACCGAGAUGAUAAUCACCAAGCAGGGCAGACGGAUGUUUCCGUUUCUCAGUUUUAACAUAGCUGGUCUCAACCUGACGGCGCACUACAACGUGUUUGUGGAGGUGGUGCUGGCGGACCCUAACCACUGGAGAUUUCAGGGUGGCAAGUGGGUGACCUGUGGGAAGGCAGACAACAGCAGCCAAGGAAACAAAGUGUACAUCCACCCAGAGUCUCCAAACACCGGGGCACACUGGAUGAGACAAGAGAUCUCCUUCAGCAAACUGAAACUCACGAACAACAAAGGAACAAAUAUCAAUACUUCACAGAUGGUUGUCCUGCAAUCGCUGCAUAAGUACCAGCCCAGGCUGCACAUCGUGGAGGUGAUGGAGGACGGGGUGGAGGACAUCAGCAGUGAGGGGAAGACUCAGAGCUUCACCUUCCCAGAGAACCAGUUUAUAGCUGUGACUGCCUACCAGAACACUGAUAUCACACAGCUGAAAAUUGAUCACAACCCCUUUGCCAAAGGAUUCAGAGACAAUUACGAUUCACACUGCCCUUCCUUGACCUCAAGUUCAUACGUACAUAUAUUUUCCAGGAUGUACGCAGCCCCAGAGAACGACCGCCUCACACCAUCUCCUACCAGCUCUCCCCGUGUACACCAGAUUGUCCCUGGGGCCCGGUACGCCAUGCAGCCCCUCUUCCAGGACCAAUUUGUCAAUAACCUCCCUCAGAAUCGCUACUACAACAGCGAGAGAGCGGUGCCGCAGACAAACAGCCUCCUCUCACCUCAGGCAGAGGACGCCACUUCGCAGAGGUGGUUUGUCACCUCCAUGCAGCAAGGGGGAAGCGGCACUAGCACCAGCAACAAGCUAGAUCUGACACCCUAUGAUGGGGAAUACUCAAGCUCCCUGCUUCCCUAUGGUAUCAAAUCCCUAUCCAUGCAAACAUCCCACGCUCUCAGCUACUACCCAGACUCUCCCUUCACCACCAUGUCUGCAGGCUGGGGGUCCCGAGCAGCAUACCAGAGGAAGGUUUCUCCAAGCCUGCCUUGGUCCCCUAGGCCCAGCACCACCACUGGUUUUUCAGAAGACUUAGACAAAGUUAAAGCACAGAUAGAAGAGGAGGUGAACGGCAGUGCACGCCUGAUCUCCUCCUGGACAGAGACUCAGCCAUCAACUCUGUCCUUAGACAAGGCAGAUUCGUACUCAACGGCAUGCAAACGAAGGCGCUUGUCUCUCAAUGGCCCCAUCACAGAGGACUCAAGCUCUGACAUCAAGUGUGAGGACUUGGCCUCUGCUGCCAUCAACAGUAGCUCCUAUAUCAAAGACGCCCCCUCAUCCAAAGGCAUGGCAGCUUACUAUUCCUUUUACACAAACCCUUGAAUGGUUUCUCUCUGAAAUGUUUUUCCUCUCAUUUUGGCUGUUCUUCAUCUGCCACCUUAAAUGAGAAUAGAUAAUAUUUUGCUUUUCAUAUGUGGACAGUCAGAGUUUGUCUCGGUAGUGAUACAUGUUGUGAUAAUAUAUAUAUUUUUUUCCUUUUGUGGUAAGACAGAAAAAGUUCAUAUGACAUACAGUAAAAGGUUAAAGGGCAUGGGAGGCACAAUAAGCGUCCCGUGUUAGCGUGUUCUAUCUAUUCUGUCCUUCUGUUUACCUGAACAAUAUAUUUUAUCGCCACCUCAUUUAUGUAACUCUGUAUUUUAAGUUUUGAAAGUGCCAAAGCAUUUUUUAGGUUUUUCAGUGUGCAUUCAUUACUGUAUCUGCCUUUACACUGAUGAUAUGUGUUUACAAAUUAUUUAUUGGAGGCCUGUGAAUAUGACAUUCGUGCACACAUAAUAUGCUGUACCUUCAUUACAAUGUUCGGAUAUUUGAUAAUAAAAGGCAUAUGUGUUCUACUGAG
Molecule: messenger RNA, 2652 nt
Organism: Trematomus bernacchii (emerald rockcod)
Lineage: Eukaryota; Metazoa; Chordata; Actinopteri; Perciformes; Nototheniidae
Gene: eomesb
Product: eomesodermin homolog b
Exons: 7
Coding region: 285-2138 (617 amino acids)
Biological process (GO): CD8-positive, alpha-beta T cell differentiation involved in immune response; regulation of transcription by RNA polymerase II; mesoderm formation
Cellular component (GO): nucleus
Molecular function (GO): DNA-binding transcription factor activity, RNA polymerase II-specific; RNA polymerase II cis-regulatory region sequence-specific DNA binding
Source: RefSeq, a predicted model, not a curated record